UGCAGUGUUUUUUCUCAGCAGUUUUAUCUCCUGUUAGCUACAGGGUGACAUCUUUCAGCUCAGUGAAGAGAAAACCAUCACUGUGUUUCCACUUCGUCGACGUGUGUGUGUGUGUGUAAGUGUGUGUGCGUGCGUGGAGAAAUCUAGGAAGUAACGUUAGCCCAACUUUUUCGACCGGGACAACGAGGAGGAGACGUUAAUCCUCAAUAUCUCACAGAAACUUUGAUUUAUUGGCGCAAUAAUGACGCCGAACUGCUGGGAAAUCAGUUUUUCAUAAUUUAAAACGGCGUGUUAGAAGUUUCUUGGUUCACCUUUUCUGGGAAGCUCAGGUGAAGAAAGUUUUUUUUUCCUGAGGUCGUGUGAUUGGGAGUUCGUUGACGCCAAGACGCAAGAAAUCCCGUGUUUUCUCUUCGCUGUUUGGGAGUUUAUCGGCUUUUAAAGAUGAAAUAAUUGAGUUUUCCUCGGAAGUGGAUGCUGCCAGAGAGUUGGGGCAGUGAGUUAUGCUGAAGCCUACCUCUGUCUAUCAGAAUGAGCACUACAGGUGGGGCCAGGCCCCCUGAGCAGGAUGUAGAGGCCAGAGUUGUGCAGAUCUACCCCAGGGUGCCCCAGGACACGGCAGCCUACUGUCCCCUGCAGGUCAGCACUGGGGACACGGUGAGGUCGGUCAUCAACAAUGCUGUGAUCACCCUGGGGCUGGACUCCAGCAAGAAGUACAGCCUGCUGGAGGUCAGGAAUAGCAGAGGAGAGGAGAGGCUGCUGGAGGCCAGCGACUGCCCCCUGGAGCUAGUCCUGCUGUGGCCGCCAGAGGCACAGAGAUGGCACCCUCAGAGCCAGGGGUACCACUUCAUUCUGCAGGAGCAAGCCAACGAUGGAGACAACCAAGAAGCAAGCAACACAGAGGAUUAUGACGACCUCUGCAACCUCGAAACUGUGACAGAGGAAAGCAUCCUGGAGGCUUUACGUCAACGCUUCUACAAGUUGAAAAUCUACACCUAUGCCAGCAACAUCCUCAUUGCCAUCAAUCCCAAUAAGUUCCUACCUGUUUACUACAACCCCAAGUACGUCAAGAUGUACGAGAACCAGCCACUGGGCAAACUGAACCCUCAUAUAUUUGCAGCAGCAGACGUGGCCUUCCGCACCAUGCUGAACAGGCAGGUUAACCAGUGUAUUGUUAUAUCUGGUGAGAGUGGAUCGGGGAAGACGGAGAGCUGCAGUUAUCUCAUCCACUGCCUGACUGCGCUCAGCCAGAAGACGUACUCCAGCGGGCUGGAACGGAUUAUCCUCGGGGCAGGACCUGUGCUAGCGGCCUUUGGCAACGCUAAGACAGCAGAGAAUAACAACUCCAGUCGCUUUGGGAAGUUCAUCCAGCUCAACUACCUGGAGAGUGGUGUCAUCCGAGGGGCAGUUAUUGAGAAGUACCUACUAGAAAAGUGCCGCCUGGUGUCCAGAGAUAAGAGAGAGAGGAACUACCAUGUGUUCUACUAUCUGCUGGUGGGAGCGUCCAAAGACGAGCAGGAGGAGUUUCAUCUGUUAAAGACUCAAGAUUAUCUCUACCUCAAGCAGCAAGAGUUCCAUAUAGACGAUGCAGAGAAACUUGGGAAGGAGUACACGAGGCUCCAUCAAGCUAUGGAGAUGGUCGGCUUCCUGGCCUCCACCAAGAAACACAUAUUCUCCAUCCUCUCUGCCAUUCUCCUUCUGGGUAAUGUGACGUACACAGUCUCAGAGGACUCUCAGACCCUGGAGGUCGGACCUGCUGAGGUCUUGUCCACACUGUCUGAACUGCUCAAGGUGAAAAGGGAGGUGCUGGUGAAGGCUUUGACCCAGAGGAGAGUGGUGACUGCCAAAGGCACCGUAGUUUCACAGUACACAGAACAGAAGGCCCCCAAAGUGCGGGACUCCAUGGCCAAGUCUUUAUACAGUGCUCUGUUUGACUGGAUCAUCCUUCACAUCAACCAUGCAAUGCUGAACAGACGAGACAUGGAGGAGUCAGUCUCUUGUUUGUCGAUCGGCGUCUUGGACAUGUUUGGAUUCGAGAACCUUCAAACAAACAGUUUUGAGCAGCUGUGCAUCAACUACACCAACGAGAAACUGCAGUAUUACAUCAACCAGAACAUCUUCAAGCUCGUGCAAGAGGAUUAUGUGUCAGAGGGCAUCACUUGGCAGAACAUCGACCACGCUGACAACAGCGGCUGCAUUCAGCUGAUGAGCGAGAAAACAGUCGGACUCUUUGACCUGCUGGACGAGGAGAGCGACCUCCCUGAGACCACAGAUGAAACCCUGUUGGACAAGCUGAAGCAGCAGCAUCAGGACAACCCACUCUUUGUACCAUCUUCAAAUGCAGAGCCGACUUUUGCCAUCCGACACUUUGCUGGGAGUGUUGAAUAUCACAUCAAGGACUUCAGAGAGAAAAACACAGAGCACAUGCGUCCUGAGGUUGUAUCUCUUCUUCGGAGCAGUCAGCGAGCGUUCCUGCAGAGCCUGGUUGCAUCCAGUCCACAGGCGCUGUUCAGAUGGGGCGUCCUGAGAGCCACUAUUCGCAUCCUCUCAGUAUUCAAACACAAGGCACGCCAGCGGGCAGAGCGGAUGGCUGCCAGACGAAGCUCCCGCAAAUCCCUCAAAGAGAUGAAACAGCGCAGCAGUACUGUGGACCGACUCUCCAGCACCAGCUUGACUCUGGAUUUCUCCUUUGAUCGCUCUGAUGAACAUCCUCUUGAUGUAUUUGAAGACAUCUUUGCCAGUUAUGAAAUGAGAAAGAAGAGUAGAGGCGGCCGACAGAAGCAGCUCAUUCCAAAGAACCUCAUGGAUAUGCGCUCACUCCAACAUAUUCUUGGUCUCACUGCCCAUGACCGAACCAGCAAAUCCAUCUUCCACCCUCACCUGAAAAUGAAGCCUCCUACUGUUAGCACUCAGUUUCAGGCUUCGCUCAGAAAGCUGAUGGAGACAAUUGGAAAAGCUGAGCCUUUCUUCAUUUUCUGUGUCCGCUCCAACGCUGAAAAGAAGGAGAUGCACUUUGAUGAUGAACUUGUGCUACAGCAAAUCAGGUACACGAACAUGCUGCGGAUAGUUCACAUCCAGAAGUCUGGCUACAGCGCCAGAUACACAUUUAUGGAAUUUGUUGACAAGUUCAGGAUUUUGCUCCCAAAAGGAGCAACAGCUACUCCUGAGCACAUAACGGCACUGUUUGAGAAGAUGGAGCUGAAUAAGUCCGCCUACCAAAUAGGAAAAACCAAGGUGUUCCUCAAGGAAAAAGAGAGGCAGCUGCUUCAAGACACUCUUAACAAAGAGGUGAUGCGUCACAUCAUCAUACUGCAGCGCUGGUUCCGUGCCUGUCUGAUAAGAAUGCACUUUCUGCAAAAGAGAGAUGCCACAAUGAUAAUACAGAGGAGCUGGCGUGAGUUUUACGAGAAUCAAAACCGAGCUGCCACAGUGAUUCAGACAGCCUGGAGGAGUUCCCUGAAGAAGUCAAAGCAGAAAUGUGAGAACAAGGACGAUGAGAAGACACCUGGAGCCCGGCUUGGACGGGACAGCUUCACAAAAGGAGAGUUAAGGAGGCAGCAUAAAGUGGAGCUCAGCCCCAACAGGAAUCCGCAGCUCGACCCAGUCAAUGGCCAGUCGACACAGAGGGACCGGAGCAGGGAGAAACAAGAGGGUAGAGGGUCCCCUCCUCCUCUCAAUAGACCCCUCUCCCUCCCUCUGGACACUAAAGUUAGCGCUGACGAUCGCUCCCCCAGCCCCAACGGGAGCAGCUCACUUCAGCGCUACAAAGAUAUGGGGGGCAUUAAGGAGAAGGCCGAGAAGUGGAAGGAAAGACAGAACGAGGGCGAACCCACAGAUGAGUCAAGUCCAGAAGUACGCCGGCGAAGAGACAACAGGAAAGCUGAAUUUAACCGCAAAGGGAAGUCCAUGUCUGUUGAUGAACUGUCCAGGAUCAGCUCAUCGGGCUCUGAUAGCUCACCUUCUACCAAUGAGGUCAGGGUGCGCUUCCGCAAGCAGCCCAAACGCAAGCGGCGCUUAGCCUACGCCCGCAGCGGUUUGAUGAUUAACUUUGGGGGCUCCAAGGAGAGCGAGUACUGGAGCUUUCCGCUGCCUCCCAUCAGCCCCCACGUAUCCAGCAUGAAGAGCUCGACCAGUAGCAUGGAUGUCCGGGCCCUACAUUCCCAGGUCGAGGUACCAGCAGAACCUGAUGGGUCGAGGUUCAGCCUUCCGCCCAAGACCAGCAACGAGGACUCAGGACAUCAGGAGUCUAACCAAUCACAACUCACAACGCCUGAGAGGGUUUGGUUUCUCAGCAGAUUCCUGAGGAAACGGGCUCCCAAAUCUUCCCCGAGCAAUGACUCUCCAACAGAUAAAUCCGUCACCUUGCCAAGGUAUACUCCACAUCCCUACCACACAUCAAACCAAAGCAGCGGGAGGGCCAAUCGAAACCCCACCAUUCGUAUCAGCCGGGCCACACGAGCAAUUGAGUGGAACGCGUCACUGGACCGAGAGAUCACAGACCCCAAGGAGCUACGAAACCUGGAUGAGUUCCUUGGAAAUCAGGUGAAUGAGCUGCGAUCAAGAAUAAAAGAGCUGUCGCCAACAGAGAGUGUCUUCCUCACAGCCACCAUGCAGUUCAGAGAGACCAUCAAAAGCAUGUACUCGGUCCAGAAACCCCAGAUCGCCUAUAAAGAUCUGAUGAAAGGCUACCAAAACAAAGUGAGCACACUAGCGGGGCCCAAGAAGUCAGAAGUGUCACUGGUGGUCAACCUGUUCCAGUCUGUGCUGGACGGCUUCAUCAGGGGCGAAAUGAAACGAAUGGAGUCUGAGCCAUCCAAGGCUACUAAGACGACAAAGAAGAGGAGGAAAAAGGAAAAAUGUCUUGAUAGUCCUCUGGAUCACCUGUUCAGCACAUACCAGGUGACCAUUAUGCAGUCAUGUGACUUGUGUGGCUCCUACAUAUGGGGAAUGGAGAAAGCCUACAUGUGCAGUGCUUGCAAGUUAAUAUGUCACAAGAAAUGCUUGAACAAAAUCAUCACAGACUGCUCAACACGGUGUGCCAGGAAGGACGACAGUUUACCGGGCUCCCUUCACUUCGGGGUUCAGGUGUGUGCCCUCACCAAUAAAACCACCCCCGUGCCCAAGGUGGUGGAGUUGUUGCUGAUGCACGUGGAGAUAAAUGGCCUCUACACUGAGGGCAUUUACCGCAAGUCGGGCUCAACUUGUCGAGCAAGGGAGCUCCACCAGAUUCUGGAGACCAAUCCAGAGGCAGCAUGUUUAGACAAUUACCCCAUCCACACCAUCACUGGUCUGGUCAAACGAUGGCUCCGAGAACUGCCUGACCCCCUCAUGACCUUUUCCCUCUACAGUGACUUUCUGCAUGCUGCGGAGCUGCCAGAGAAAGCUGAGAGAAUAAGGGCUGUGUACCAAAAGGUUGAUGAACUUCCACCUUCUAAUUACAACACAUUAGAGCGGCUCAUCUUUCACCUUGUCAGGGUUGCAAAGGAAGAAGAUCACAAUAAGAUGUCAGCGAGCUCUCUUGCUAUUGUGUUUGCCCCCUGCAUCCUGCGCUCUCCUGAUUCUGAUGACCCGUUCCUUGGCAUGAAGGACGUGGCUAAGACUACAAUGUGUGUGGAGACCCUGAUCACUGAGCAGUUAAGACGGUACAGCGAGAAGAUGCAGAAUAUCCAAGAGCUGGAAUAUGCAGAGGCUCUGGCUGUCAAUCAGCUCAAACUGAAGAGGCAAAACACGGUUGUUGAAACGCCUUCAGAGCUGGAUGUUCCACAGGAAAUACAACCUGACGACACAGAGAAGACUCUGAUUGAAAGGAUCAAGUCCAUUAAGCAAGAAAAGGUGGACUUGGCCUGCAGGUUACCUGAUCUGGAGCAGGAGCACUCUGACAACGAUAACCUGGACUCCUCGUCGUCGAUGAGCACAGAGAGUCUGGAUGAGCGCAUGAGGAGCCUGGACUCGGAAGGAAAGGUGACCAUGCGAUUGAAAACCCAGAAUCCUGACUGCCCACACAAACCCUCCGACCUGGCGCAGAGAGUCAGGAGUCUGAUGGCUCAGACAGAUGAUGAACAGAGAGAGUUCACAUCAGGACAAAAUACAGAUAUUACUCAACCCAUGUGUUUCCUGCCCAGCCCAGACAACCCCUCCUCAACCAACAAGCCCCAGGUCACCAGCGAGACUUUCAACGGGAGGUUUGACGACCUGGACAUCCCCUACAUAGAUGAGGACGAGGAUCUAACUUGAACGCAACACCACAAGUUGUAAUGAUUUGAAUAUUGUGUUAAUAGAGGACAUGUUGUGUCAAAAAGAACUGUGCACUUUGUUUUAAAGACUUUUCCAUUUGUCAAUGCUGCUAUGGAAACGGAGUGCUUUGAGAAUUUAUAUGUAUGUAACAGGGAAAUUAUACAGACUGUUCCUAAAGAGGUUUGUUUUUAUAACAGACCUGAAGAAGACCCAAAAGCAAUGAGUACUCACACUAUAUCUCUGUGUCUUAUUUUGUGUGAUUUUAAACAUAUUUCAGAAUUGUACGGUACAUGUUUUAGAAAAGAUAAAAAAUGGUAUUCAUUUCUGUGAAGUAGUGUGUCAUCUUUAUACAAAAAUAGGGCAUCUUGAUGAGGAGCAAUUUAGGAUACAAGUACCUCCUUACCCACUAAUGGACAAUAUUCUGAGCUUGACAACUAUGGUACUAAUGGGAAUUUUAUGUGGUUUGCAGGAAAAAAAAAGUUUUGUAUGUGUUCUGAAAAGUUCUUCCAUUGUACAUAGUGUGAUUCUUCAUUGUACAGAAUGUGAUGUUACAUAUUGGGCUGUCACUAGACAGUUGUGUUUUUCAGCUUUCCCUUAUCCUGCCGUGACUGACCACUGAUUCACUGAUGUACCUGUAAAGGAAAUGGUCAUGAUGCUGCCUGUUAAGACUGACUGAAAAUAUUUCCCUCUGUCACUUUUCUUGUCACUGCAAGUUGCAGUUUCACCAAGUAAAUUUUUUGUCUAUGCAUGCAUGCCUGUACAUUUUAUAAGGGUGAGGAAUUUAUGUAUAUUGUGGUGGACAUUGUCUGAUUUUGACUUUUGUCACCUUGCCAUUAAAACACUUUUAAGCAAA
Lates calcarifer (barramundi perch) is the source of this 7084-nucleotide messenger RNA. It is a transcript of the gene myo9b, whose product is annotated as myosin IXb. The coding region runs from base 529 to 6231 and encodes 1900 amino acids. The record is from RefSeq and is a predicted model, not a curated record. The transcript has 41 exons. Gene Ontology annotation, molecular function: GTPase activator activity; ATP binding; microfilament motor activity. Lineage: Eukaryota; Metazoa; Chordata; Actinopteri; Centropomidae. Gene Ontology annotation, biological process: intracellular signal transduction. Gene Ontology annotation, cellular component: myosin complex.